Messenger RNA from Racocetra persica, 730 nucleotides. Lineage: Eukaryota; Fungi; Glomeromycota; Glomeromycetes; Diversisporales; Gigasporaceae. The record is from the annotation of a GenBank genome assembly.
AUGCCUGAGCCUACUUAUUUUUCUGACCCAUCAUAUUCACCAACUGGUUCUUCCAAUUCACAAAAAUACCCAUCAAAUUAUCCAUCAAAUUAUCCUUCAAAUUUACAAAGCAUUUCUCAAAAUCAUCAAAAUGUGUUAACUUCAAAUUUGAGUCCGAAUAUAAAUACUCUUAAUCACCAACGUCCUCCAAACAGUAGUCGACCUUCAAACAGUAGCCAACCUUCAAACAGUAGUCGACCUUCAAACAGUAGCCGACCUUCAAACAAUAGUCGACCAUCAGAUUCAUUUUUGGAUCGAACUUCAAACUUGUUUUUAUUAAAUAUAUUAAGUGCGUUUCUAUCUCGAGCAGGAUCUCGGAUUCGUCGUUAUAAUCCCUCUCCUCCUUCAUCUCAUGCAAAUCUCGAAGAAUUUACUGUGGUAAUUCCAGUACUUGACAAUAAACCUAAAAGAAAAAAUUUAAAUAGUUCUCCAAUGAAAAAUCCUCCUUUUUGGAAAAGACUAGUUUGGAUGGUGCUAUCAGUUUUAAAUGUUUAUACUUUUAUUGGAAGUAUUAUCUUAAUGAUCAUUUUAUCUAUAAAUGGGAAUAUCACAAGGUCCUUUUCAACGGCACAUUAUGUAAUUAUAGCCAUAGGUACUUUGGAAUUUGCUCCUCGUUUAAUGAAUAUUUAUCAAAUCCAUUUUUACACCGAUGGAAAAAUUAAAUUUUUUGAAGUUUUGGCUAUUAUGUUUG